Molecule: messenger RNA, 1522 nt
Organism: Vitis riparia (riverbank grape)
Lineage: Eukaryota; Viridiplantae; Streptophyta; Magnoliopsida; Vitales; Vitaceae
Product: putative disease resistance RPP13-like protein 3
Exons: 3
Coding region: 169-1032 (287 amino acids)
Molecular function (GO): ADP binding
Source: RefSeq, a predicted model, not a curated record
AAAUAAAAAGUUAAAGAAAUAGCUUCAUCUUUGUGGAGAAGUUGAGCAACUUGGUUCUACAAGAAACUUCUGUUUUUGGACAAAGAAGACCAGAAAAAGUGAAAAGUUGACACCGAAACAUCUACAACAAGGAGUAUAAUCAACCUUAAAAUCAGAAGAGUAGCAAAAAUGGCAGAGAGCAGUGUCUCUUUUCUACUACAGAAGCUGUAUGACUUGGUUUCACAAGAAGCCUCCCUAUUCGGGGCAGUAGAAGGGGAGGUGAGGCAGCUUUGUAAGGAGCUGGAGUGGAUCCGGCUCUUCCUGGAAUAUGCAGAUGGAGAGCGCAGAUACGAUAAAAGGUUCAAGCUGUGGGUGAAUCAGGUCAGAGAUGCGGCUUUUGAUGCUGAGGAUGUCAUUGAUGAAUUCAUGUUCAAGGUGGAACGCAAACGGCAGCAAAGACUCAAUAAUCUCAAGUUCCUCGACUUCUUGCCCGCAUGCCUUGACUUUGUUGACAAGUUACUGCUGGCACAUGAGCUCAGAGGUCGUAUAACAGAUAUCAAUACCACACUUGAGAAGAUCUUGGUUAAUAAAAAGAGGUACGGCAUCGAAUAUCCGAGAGCGUCUGAAGCUGGGAGUUCAUCUGAUCCUUGGAGCUACUCCAAUCAAAUGGUGACCAGGAAAGAAAAGAGGCUUCCCACUGUUGAAGAAACCAACGUAGUGGGGAUGAAAAAUGAUGUGAAGGCUGUAAAGGGAAAGCUGUUAGAGGAAGCAAUGGAAAGAGUAGUGGUGGCCAUCUGGGGGAUGGGUGGCCUUGGCAAAACAACUCUUGCCAAGAAAAUUUACAACGACAGCGAUGUUCAGCAGCACUUUGAUUGCCGUGCUUGGGUUUUUGUAUCUCAAGAGUAUAAUAUCCGGGAGCUUUUGCUCGGGAUCGCCAAUUGUGUCCCGACUCUCACGGAUGAACAAAAACGUAAAAAUGAAAAUGAGUUGGGAGAAGAGGUUAAAAAAUGUCUCCAUGGAAAAAGGUACUUGAUAGUACGUGAUGAUGUAUAGUUCACCGAUGUUUGGCAGAGCUUGAGCCAAUAUUUGCCUGAAGAAUUAAAUAAGAGCAGAGUGUUGAUCACUACUCGCAAUCAAGGAAUUGCUCUUUAUGCUCAUUCAGACUGCCAUGAACUUCAACGUUUGGGUGAAAAGGAAAGCUGGGAUCUCUUUCUCAACAAAGUAGGGAGUGAUGGUUUGGAGGAAUUCAAAAAGGAGAUAUUAGAAAAAUGCAAAGGUUUACCUCUUGCGAUUGUGGUUCUUGGAGGACUUCUAUCACUGAAAGAUCUGACACAACACUCAUGGCGGAAAGUACUUCAUAGCAAAGAUUGGCAUCUCAGUCAAGGGCCCGACUCCUGUUUGGGAGUUCUUGCGCUGAGCUAUGACAACUUACCUUCUUACUUGAAGCCCUGCUUUCUUUACUGUGGCGUUUUUCCGGAGAACUCAGAAAUCAAAACAAGUAAGUUGAUUAAAUUGUGGGUUGCUGAAGGAUUUGUACAAAAAA